UCCCCCAGGGUCCUAGCAACGAUCAAAGCUAAUGCCAGGGAGCGCGGAAGAGUUCACACGAUUGGCGCGGCUUUUGACGCCCUAAGGAGGUCGGUGCCCGUCUCGAACGAGUGCAAACUCUCCAAACUGUCGAUUUUGCGCAUCGCCGCAUCGUACAUUGAGACACUAACAGCUUGUAUUGAGGCUUACCCCAAUGGCGAUGACAAACCUGAAGACCUAUCUUGUAACAAGACCAGGCCUCCUGUUGUUCCCACUGCCACCGCCGCCGGGGGAAAUGUUGCCAUGGCGUAUUUCAACCAGUGUUCAUUAAAACUCGUUACGCGGAUACGACGAGAGUUAAAGCCAAACUUCUAUUUGGAAGUGAACAACCGCAUAGUUUUCGCAAAGAUUCUUAAAUAA
This is a messenger RNA of Mesocestoides corti, 399 nucleotides long. The record is from the annotation of a GenBank genome assembly. Lineage: Eukaryota; Metazoa; Platyhelminthes; Cestoda; Cyclophyllidea; Mesocestoididae.